AUGUCUACUGAACAACCAGCUGCUGCUAAUGCAGGAAACCAAGACGAAAUCACUCCUUACAGUGAAGGUCACCAAGAACCACAAACUCACAAUCCAAACAAGGAUGUAUAUGGACCACACUGGGGUGAAGUUCGAUCCGAUGGUGAUUACAUCUACUUUGGUAAUGAGAGAUACUUGCGUUCCGAUUUGGCUCAAGCCUUCGGUGGUAUGAUGAACCCAGGUUUGGCCCCACCACAAAAACCAGAGUAUGCAAACCCAGCUCCAUUGGGUUUGAGUGGAUUUGCCUUGACUACUUUUGUUCUUAGUUUGAUCAAUUGUGGCGCAAGAGGUGUUCACAUCCCAAACAUUCUUGUUGGUUUGGCUUAUUUCUAUGGUGGAGCUGCUCAAUUACUUGCUGGGUUCUUUGAACUUGUUUUGGGAAACACUUUUGGUGGUGUUGCAUUGUGUUCAUAUGGAGGAUUCUGGAUGUCUUGGGCUUCAAUUCAAGUGCCAGCGUUUGGUAUUGUUGCUGCAUAUGAAGGUCAUGAUCAAGAACUUGCGUUUGCUAUUGGUCUCUUCCUUCUUGCUUGGGCUAUUUUCACAUUCUUUAUGAUGAUUAUGACACUCAAAUCUACAUUGGCAUUCUUUUCAAUAUUCUUUUUCUUGACCAUUACAUUCUUGUUAUUGGGAAUUGGUGAAAUUGCAGGAAAGGUUGGUGUCACUAAAGCUGGUGGUGUUUUUGGAUUAUUGAGUGCUUUUGCUGCUUGGUAUAAUGCUUAUGCUGGUAUUGCCAAUCCACAGAACAGUUAUCUUGUUGUCAAGGCACUUCCUUUGCCAGAUUUGGAAGACCGUUGGAGAGGAAAGAAAGAGAAGACCAAUCAAGCUUAA
Lodderomyces orthopsilosis Co 90-125 is the source of this 867-nucleotide messenger RNA. It is a transcript of the gene FRP3, whose product is annotated as putative ammonium permease. The record is from RefSeq and is a predicted model, not a curated record. The transcript has a single exon. Gene Ontology annotation, cellular component: plasma membrane. Gene Ontology annotation, molecular function: acetate transmembrane transporter activity. Bases 1 to 867 code for a protein of 288 amino acids. Lineage: Eukaryota; Fungi; Ascomycota; Pichiomycetes; Serinales; Debaryomycetaceae.